GUCAAUAUCCCAAUAACUACCGUGUUUAACAAUAUCGCUACUGGCUCUCUGACACCCGGUGCGUGAUUAACCGAUGGCCAACGAGGGUGCUGGCUCUCUGCAACAGGAUGCCAGUCCAGGUUCUUCUGCUCGGCCAGAGCCUUAUCCUCGCCCAAGUCCAGCCCGCUAUGCCUCCACACCUUCGUUUGAGAGCCCUCAGAGACAUCAUCGCCGUAAUCCAAUAGCCCGGCGUCCUGUGAAGGAAACUCUCAAUGCUCGGUCAGAAUAUACUCUCAGCCAAGAUGAUGGCACUGCGGAGCAUAGAAUCAACCAAUAUGUGAUUAAGCAGGAGAUUGGCCGCGGCUCGUUUGGUGCGGUGCAUGUUGCUGUUGACCAGUAUGGAAAUGAAUAUGCUGUCAAAGAGUUUUCCAAGGCGCGUCUAAGAAAACGCGCAAAAUCGCAACUUCUGAGACAGUCUCGAGGUCCAAAACGUCCAGCAGAUGGCCUAAACUCCCCUUUUCAUCGCCAGGGACCGGGACUUGGAGACGAAGAGAUGAAAAAUGCUCUCUAUUUUAUCAAAGAAGAAAUUGCCAUUAUGAAGAAGUUACACCACAACAAUCUAGUAUCCUUGAUAGAGGUACUGGACGACCCGACCCAAGAUUCUCUAUAUAUGGUCAUGGAGAUGUGCAAGAAGGGCGUGGUCAUGAAGGUCACUCUCGAAGAGAGGGCGGAUCCCUACGAUGACGAGCGUUGUCGCUGCUGGUUUCGUGACCUCAUUUUGGGCAUUGAGUAUUUACAUGCCCAGGGUAUCGUCCACCGUGAUAUCAAGCCCGACAACUGCCUGAUAACGAACGAUGAUGUUCUCAAAGUUGUCGAUUUUGGCGUAUCAGAAAUGUUCGAAAAGAAUUCGGACAUGUUUACGGCCAAAUCUGCUGGAUCUCCUUCCUUUCUGCCACCGGAACUCUGCGUUGUUAAGCACGGCGAUGUAUCUGGAAAGGCGGCGGAUAUAUGGUCCAUGGGCGUGACCUUGUAUUGUUUGCGCUACGGCAAGCUUCCUUUCGAGGAGCACAGCAUUAUCGAACUCUACGAUGCCAUAAAAAACCGCCCGAUUGUUUGCGACGGCGAAACUGACGAAGUUUUUAAAGAUUUGAUGUUGCGAAUUUUGGAAAAAGACCCUGCGAAAAGAAUACAGAUGGACGAGCUGAGGGAGCAUCCCUGGGUGACGAAGAAUGGCAUGGAUCCUUUACUGCCAAAGAGUGAGAAUACGGCAGAAAUAGUCGACCUUCCUACAGAAGAGGAAAUGAACUCCGCAAUCACAAAAAAUUUUGGCCAUGUCUUAGCCGUGAUGAAAGCUGCGAAGAAAUUUAAAAGCCUUCUUGGCCCGACUCGAGCUUCUACACCCAUACAAAGUAUCCUCGGCCAAGAAUACGAGACGCACUUUGUGGAACCUCCUACGCAAAUGGAUCCUGAGGAGAGCGUAUCCUUGCCUAGUCCUUUACCAUACAAAAAAACCCAAAGUUUGAACACUUAUAACCGGAGAGCUUGGGAGCGUGACGAUGUUGUUAAAGGAUAUCACCCGCAGCGGCGGGAAGCUCUCCCUUGUCCUGCGCCAGAGAGCGGCGAAUCGGGUUCUGCGUACAGCUCUAUUUUAAACAGACCAACAAGGAAAGAUUCCGGCUCAAUACGAAGUGUCAAAAUUAGGGACGACCCAAUCGACGAUUUGCAGUCACAGUCAUCGCAGAUCCCGCUCUCACGCACUAGCUCGACGACCACCAAACGCAGCAUAGAAGGCACACGAGGACACGCACGAGAUCCCCUGGAAGAAGACUGCCCAUUCUUAUUCAUCGGACCUUCCACUUUCACUGGUUCAGCCCCGAUAGACAUCAACAGCACCGACGUAUCCCCCAAGCCCCUAAAUUCAAACGUCCCAAUGGUUGGGGCCGAGACAGAUCCCACAGAACCUGACUAUCCUGUCGUGAGCGAAUCACCAGGCGCCGCCGACUUCGAUAUAUACGAAACGGCGUACCGACAGGAAAUUGAGCGCAUUCGAGCAGAUACCCUUCCAGGAAAAGAAGGCAAGGGCAGCGUACCCAUGGUUUACUUGACUCGCCGUGUAGAUGGGAAAGACGAGUUGAUGAAACUAGUAAGAGAGACCACCAUGAGCGAGCCGGCCCUUGGAAUUGGGGCUAAAGUCGCUGUCCCUCAAGACAGCGGCUUCCGCUCUGCAGUUAGCAUUAUCAGGACUCAGUUGGAGCAGGGAAGACAUGAGAGGCAGCAACAGCAAAGCCAGGAGCUGGGGUCCCUAAACGUGUCGGAAACUUCAGACGUCGAGACUUCAGCUUCGACCCAAGAGGGAGCUACAGCGUCCACCGCCGCAACUGGCACUGAGUCUUUACAAUCAGAUGGCCAAAGAGGCAGGCUACGUAGUUUACUCACCCGUGCCAAGCUCAGUCGGAGUCCGUAAAUAGGGCAACCAAAGAGGAUUAUUCUUCUGUGACAUAUACGAUUUACAUAGACCUGAAUACCAUUCUCUACAACGGC
Aspergillus nidulans FGSC A4 is the source of this 2520-nucleotide messenger RNA. RefSeq names its product protein cmkC. NCBI's taxonomy places the organism in Eukaryota, Fungi, Ascomycota, Eurotiomycetes, Eurotiales, Aspergillaceae. Bases 74 to 2443 code for a protein of 789 amino acids. The record is from RefSeq and is a predicted model, not a curated record. Gene Ontology annotation, molecular function: ATP binding; kinase activity; protein kinase activity. The transcript has 6 exons.